AUGCUCUGUCACGCCUCUGGAGAUUCAGCCAACGCUUCUGCUCUUCCCUCUUUGAGGUCCUCCUUUAUCGCCUCUCUGCAAAGCCUUGCAAGCUCGGACGUGAGCUUUGGUUCCCUGCGGCUCGUGCUGCUCUACGCUGGCGUAUCGGCUCAAAAGUUUCAAGAGACAGACCUUCCUCGUGCGGAUGUUCUACAAGCCGUUAAUAUUCGUCGUCGAAGUUGCCCAUUGCGGAAUCUUCCCAAAAGCCAGCUAGCGUACCGAAGGAUCCCUGUUAAUGAUAGUUCUGGGAGUUCGCUUUAUGAACUUGGGGGCAUUUUCUCCUCUCCGUGCGAAAGAAAAUAUUCUCCGAAGAAAGCGAUGUUCCUAUCCCGUAUGAAACUUUGGUCCAACAGCGACAUCCUACUGGCCAAACCUUUGACUAACAAUGAUGUGCUCAAUUUCAUCAUGAUAUCAUCUUCGGGAGACUCCCACUUCCAGCACAGAGAGGAGGGCUACUGGAAUUGUGAGCUCCCAUGGAUGGUCUUAGUCGUCAUGAUGAACUUGGAGAACCUCUCUCCCUACUCAUUCCAUUGUCCAUAUGAAAAGCUUCGACAUCUUCAUCUUCUUCGUAGCUUGAUGUUGGAGCGUAAGCGACGAAGAUAUUCAAAGCUGGGGUUGAACAACAUCUUCUUCCGCAGACGUUCGAUUCCGAUUCCGACGGGUAGCCUUUUAUGGAAAGCUUUUAGUGAGAAGAACGAGGUUUUGCGUAUGAAAGAAGAAAUUCGAAAGGAAAAACGAGAGGCACAAUUUGGAAAUAUGAAGUGCAAGGAGGAACUAGGGAAAAUAAUUGACUAUAUAGAUACUCUACAUUAUCACGAUCAUGUUGACUACAGCUAUAUAUACAAACUGUUAGAAGAGGGAGCAACGGCAGCUGGUGGAAGCAUUCAUAAUCCUUAUGAUUGGGAAGUGGAUACUGCGCGGGGGACACCAGUGAAAAGAAGCUCACUUUACUUAGCCUGA
Molecule: messenger RNA, 999 nt
Organism: Necator americanus (New World hookworm)
Lineage: Eukaryota; Metazoa; Nematoda; Chromadorea; Rhabditida; Ancylostomatidae
Exons: 5
Coding region: 1-999 (332 amino acids)
Biological process (GO): signal transduction; peptidyl-serine phosphorylation
Cellular component (GO): cytoplasm; nucleus
Molecular function (GO): protein serine/threonine kinase activity; ATP binding
Source: RefSeq, a predicted model, not a curated record